AUUUACUUUUGAAUGUUGAGAAUUCUUUGCCAGUUUGUUUAUCUCAAACUUCAUGCUAAGCACUUGAGAACAUUCAGGACUUAACAUGUAUGGUCCUCCAAUAGAUCUGUCUUUCAAAGACCUCAACAAUGUCACAGAUGCUCUGGCGGAGAUUCCCCGCCGUCCCCUGCGACCUUUAAAGAUCGACAUGAACAACAAGUACCUGAGCCAGUCGAUGCGUCUGAACAACAACAACAUCACAAAUCUCGUUGGCCUUGAAUUCAUUUUGAAUCAUUUUCUGGCUCAGCCAUCAUCGCUUGGCUGGCUGGAUCUCUCCUGCAACAAAAUAACAAGCAUUGAACAUGUUCUAUGUGAGCUAAAGGAGCUGCGUGUUUUGUAUCUGCAUGGCAAUGACAUCUGGAGCCUGACUGAAAUAAGCAAAUUAGGAGAGUUGAAUUAUCUGCACACCAUCACGCUUCAUGGAAAUGGGAUCGAAAACGUAAAGGGCUACAGGAAUUACGUUAUUUCGAUGUUGCCUCACCUGAAGAGGAUGGACUUCAGUGCUGUGACUCGCCAGGAGAAGGUCUUGGCUUCUAUUUGGCCUACGAACAUCAAACGUCCCAGAACACGACCCCAAGAUGCGUCAGAAGAUGAUUAAACAGUCAUUCAAGUAGUUCAGAUUUUUUAUAUUUUUUUACCAGUAAAAAUGAUUUAUAAAUGCCUUUACAAA
This is a messenger RNA of Xiphophorus couchianus (Monterrey platyfish), 709 nucleotides long. Its product is annotated as leucine-rich repeat-containing protein 51-like. Bases 86 to 637 code for a protein of 183 amino acids. Gene Ontology annotation, molecular function: protein binding. The transcript has 4 exons. Lineage: Eukaryota; Metazoa; Chordata; Actinopteri; Cyprinodontiformes; Poeciliidae. The record is from RefSeq and is a predicted model, not a curated record.